Molecule: messenger RNA, 2622 nt
Organism: Schistosoma turkestanicum
Lineage: Eukaryota; Metazoa; Platyhelminthes; Trematoda; Strigeidida; Schistosomatidae
Source: the annotation of a GenBank genome assembly
AUGGAUGAACCAAAAACUGAAAAAGAACAGAAUGAGCUUGAACACAGCAGAAACUAUGAUAAUGAGAAUACUGAUGAAGUAUGUGAAAAUUUAAUUGUUGAAUCACCGAAUGUCGACCGGAAAGAUUUCGAAGCAAAUACUGAUGACGCAAAUCCCUUUAAUGCCUCAGAUAUUAUAAUGCAAGGCAACGUUUCGAAUGAAUGCACCGAUAAAAAAGAACAAGCAAAUUUCUCAAACAAAUCAGCAUUUUGUAAAAAUACAUCUGACGAGAUAAGUGAUUCUGAUAGUUGGCCUGUUUAUUAUUAUGGCGAUGUCAAGGACAGUGUGCUAGUCUAUAUCAACACUGAGUACGGAGUUUUAUUGGAAGUUUCUAUGGUCCCCGAAAAGUUCAACAUUAUGGAUCUUAAAAUAAUACUGGUUAAAGAUACGGGGAUUAGUCAAGAAAAUUUACUACUCUGCUACCAUGGUGAAGUGCUGAAUUCUGAUACGCCACUUAUUAACCUAGCAAAAGAAAACAGGGUUUUAUCUCUGACUGUUUCGCUCGUAAACGUUGAAGAUUCGUUCAAAAUAAAGUUAGGAUUUCGUGAAAUUGUUUUGACAUCUGGUCUUAUCAUCAAAAUAAUUGGCAAAAAGAUUGCAGUAACAAAAGAUCCUUACAGUCAAGAAAAUAUAAUGCUAGUCCCUAAGAAAAGUGGAUCAAAUAUAGGUGCCAAAAAUGUUCAUAUAAACUGGUUGCCGUAUGAUCAUCAUAAACCAUUUCUAGGAGGAUACAAGAAUACAAUCACUAACUGCAUCUAUCACAAUGCAUCUUCGCAAACAAAACCCAUUCAAAGAAAAAUGUUGGUAGCCGUACAGACAUCCAGAGAUACACAAACAUAUAGAGUCCAUCAUUUUGGUAGCAUGACGGUAAAUCAUAUGUCCACCCAAGUACCAAAGCCUGGGUUUUUUGUUGCCAACAGUCAGGACAAAGUGAAAACCCCUGGACCAUACGAAACAGCGGAUGAAUAUCUUGCCAGAGUGCUAACGAAGAUUAUAAUCAUUCAAAAGUAUAUUCGUCGAUGGCUCGCAAAAAAGAGAGUAGCACAUCUUAAAAAGAUAAGGGAUGAUUACGCUGAGUGGGAAAAUUCACAAUCUGAAGCGUUUAAAGAUGAGAUCGCUAGAAGAAUCGCACAUGAUUUCGAGCGAAGACUUCAUCCUGAAACUGUGGAUGAUUUCGACCGACUAUAUAAUGCUUUAGAAAUGUGGCGUAAGGAAGAAGUACGUAAAAUAGAAGAACAAAAUUUAACGGAAGCAGAAAAGAAAGCAGCUCUAGCGUUGCUUUUGGAUGAAGAGGCAGAAUUAAUAUCAAUUAUAACUAAACAUCAAAAAAACAGAAGCAUGAAAAUUGCUGGAGACAUUCAAUCUCUCUGCUUAAAAAAAGCUUCAGCGCCUCAUCGUUGGAUAUCUGCAAUUGAUGGAAGAAUGAUUGAAGUGAGCACAGCUGACACAAUUCGUGCAAAAGAAUUGCUGGACAUUUAUGAAAGUCUAGGUUUGGAAAAUCUAACAGAUAAUGAAAGGCUAGAUCUACUACUCACAUUAAAGCAAAUUGUUAGCCCAUACGAUAUAAAGAUUUCUAAGGAGAUUAUAGGAUUGGUUGAUAGAGAAGCAGAACUUAUAAUGCGUCAUAUUCCAGGUAAAAGUUUAUCCGGACUAAGGCAAAGGAUUCGCAACAGAUUCAUCCAAUUCGCAAAAUUACCACAAGUUAAUCCGGAAGUAGGUAAGUAUCUUAAUGUACCAACAAACACGAAAGAAGCAACCUCUCUCUUAUCAGUCGAAGAUAUCCAAUACUGUGCCUCUUGUCAAAGAUACUUAAAGAAAAGCUUAUUCCCACUCAGUUCACGAGCAAAUAAACUACUUCCUUGUAUAUCAUGCAGACGGAAUGAUAAUCGAGCACGUGAAAGAUUGGAUCUUGAACCAUAUCAAUAUAUUUUGACAGAACUACGACAAAACGAAACUAGGCUUGUAGCAAAAAUGAAAAGAGUGGCUAUGGAAAAUGCACGAGAGGCAGAAUUACAGAGAUUAGAACGAGGUGAAUCUCCGCGACCGGAAACAGAUGAUAUUAUUGAUGGAAUAUAUGAAGAAACUUUGUGCAUAAAUCCAUUGCCGUUUUUAAUGGAUAAAGAAGACAUAAGAUUUCUAAUCGAUCGAAUUUGGGAAAGUCGCUCAGUUUUAUCAGGUUGGACAAAUCUAUUUGAUUUGACACUAGCUCGAUGGGAUAUUAAUGAACCAUGGUCACCAUGGAAUACUAUACUUGUAACCAGAGAAGAGGCUAAAAUUCACGCGAAUUUAAGUACACUUAAAAUAGAAGAAACUUAUUCAGAUCCUUUGAUUAAUUUAGUAAACCAACGACUCAUGAUGGGUAAAACUGAGUUCGUGAAAUUACGUAAAAAUGGUCUUAAAAUGACUAGAGAAUUAUUGGUAAACAACAAACCAAAAGAGAAUCCAGAAGACAUAUCGGAAAAAUGUCAGGAGUUGCAACAUUCACUAAUUCAAGAGCAGAAACACUCAAUCCAAACAUACGAUUCAACAUGUUCAUCACUAAAGACAGAGUUUUCUGAAAAAGAUAAAACAUUCACAAACUAG